AUGACAUCUUUUGGCCGGUCUCUAGCAAUGAAUUUCAGCGGCCAGCUGUUUGCUAGGAUUUUGUCUUUUGCCAUCAAUAUGUAUCUAUUACGUGUUGUUGAUAACGAUGUCCUCGGAUUGGUGAAUGUCAGGUUGACACUGCUCUAUAAUACUGUUCUAUUUCUUACUCGGGAGCCCAUGCGAAAGGCAAAUAUCUUGCGUUCAUCUUUGCAGUGUUUUGUCAACACAAUUUGGCUGAGUCCCUUGAUUUGCCUCUCACUCAGCAUUUUUUGUACAUUUUGCUGGUCAGUAUUUUCGUCAAAUCAUGAUAUACCUGCACUUAUUCUCAUAUCGUUUCCUCUUGCCGCUGUUAUCGAAUCACUAGCAGAACCGUUUGCAGUCAUAUCGUUAAGGUUCUCUCUUUCGGGUCACUUUGCAGUUGCUCAGGGUUUACUAGUAUUACUACAGCGUAUCUUUGUUCUCAUAUUAAUCACCACAACUUCGAUGUAUCACCUCGAAAUUUUCGCCUAUGCUCAGAUGCUCUCGUCCACUGCUUAUUUGUUAUUCCAUUAUACUGCAUUUUUCCGGUACUCGCGAAAAUCUAUGGCCGAAUUGUCAUCGUUUGGUAGUUUUCGCAGCUUCUUUCCCCAACUUAGCCACGGUUUUGAUCGCGAAGCACUUUCUGCUGUUGGUGCGUUAUUCACACAUUCGAUAUUGAAGCAGCUGAUGACCGAUGGUAGUGCAUACAUCAUGACAUUUACAGAGUUACUUUCGCUCAAGAGUCAAGCUGUUUACGACGCUGUCGAAAAACUUGGCAGUCUCGUAGCGAGGAUUGUACUGACUCCGUUGGAGGAGAUGUGUUUUGCUUAUUUUUCAAAUGCUAUCAAUAAAAACACAAAAGUGUUUAGUAAAAGCACGGAGUCCUAUGAUUCUAUGUUGGAGAAUUUUUCCAUCACUUUGCAUGUUGCUUCCGUCAUUGGCUUAGUUGUCUCCGUAUUUGGGAUACCGUAUUCUCCCUUAGCUGUUUUCAUUUACGGUGGACAUUUAUUGUACGACAAUGGAGGUGCUUUCUUGCUAUCGUUGUACUGCGUAUACUUGUCAGUGAUGGCUGUUAAUGGGAUUACAGAAUGUUUUGCGAUGGCAAGUAUGAACAAUGCAGAAAUAUUUUCUCAUGGAGGUUUCCUCCUCCUAUCUGCUCCUUUCCAUCUACUACUCAGCUUUGCUCUAUGUUCAUAUUUGAAUGCAUCUGGCUUCAUUUUAGCAAACACUGUAAACAUGUUAUUCCGAAUAGGAUACAGUUGGCGUCAUAUCGGGUACUUCCUUGGUGAGCGUAUUCCAUCUAUAAGCAGUAUACUACCAACCUUCUCAACAAUCGUCUUUUUAUUAUUUGCAUUAAUGGCGACGCUAUUCACACUUUUAAUUUUUGGAUCUACUCCAGGUCUUACUCAUUCGGUUGCACACGUGGCUAUCGGAGGCGUAUUGCUAGUGCUAACAAUUGCUCAUAUAAUUAGACAAAUUUGUCUAUGUAUUCAUAACAUUUAUCCUUUUACCGUUGGUUGUGCAAAGAGCUGCAGGUAG
This is a messenger RNA of Necator americanus (New World hookworm), 1557 nucleotides long. RefSeq lists its product as uncharacterized. Bases 1 to 1557 code for a protein of 518 amino acids. NCBI's taxonomy places the organism in Eukaryota, Metazoa, Nematoda, Chromadorea, Rhabditida, Ancylostomatidae. Gene Ontology annotation, cellular component: endoplasmic reticulum membrane. Gene Ontology annotation, biological process: glycolipid translocation; dolichol-linked oligosaccharide biosynthetic process. The record is from RefSeq and is a predicted model, not a curated record. The transcript has 15 exons.